Molecule: messenger RNA, 1254 nt
Organism: Thamnophis sirtalis
Lineage: Eukaryota; Metazoa; Chordata; Lepidosauria; Squamata; Natricidae
Source: RefSeq, a predicted model, not a curated record
AUGGACCUUGGGGCCUUCAAAGGUAUUAGAGAUCAAAAGCUAUCAUAUUACAAGGGCAACUUUAAAAUCACUGGUUUGCAAUACAAUGGUGCUUUGUCUCGGCAGACUUCAGACCAGUUUAAAGAUUUAGGAAAUUGGAUUGAAAAACUGAUAUAUUGUGAAUUUAAUAGAGAUACUAAGGUGGCAAGUUCAGCUAUUUUUGAUGAUGACUCAACUGAGCAAGAGAGGGUGGUCCAUGAGGAAGAAAUAGUUCUGGAUAAGGAAAGGCGUGAAUUGGGUAUUGCAAAUCAGCCAUAUAUGAAGGGAGAAAUGGCUCAAAGAAUCUUCAGAGACGCUAGGUCUAGCCCCUUUAAUCCAGCAAGGAAAAAUAUAAUUGAGGAAGCUAGGGAGCCCUUGACAAGAGAAAUCUUGCAGAAAGAAUUAAUUGAUGCUUUAAAAAAUCAUGCUGAUACGAUGGAAGUAAAAAUCAAGGAAGAGAUAUCUGCUGCUAACAAACAGAUGUCCGAAGAGCUUAUGACAUUCUGUGGUCUUCGAAAUAACAGAUCAUUAGGAUCAUCAAGAAUUACUGGAGGAGUAUCAUCUGUAGAAUGGCCCUGGCAAGCCAGUCUCCAGAGAAACAAAAUCCAUCGUUGUGGUGCAACAUUGAUCAGCAACACAUGGCUUCUGUCUGCAGCACAUUGCUUCAGAGAAGCAAAAAGUCCACAUAAAUGGACAGUUAGCUUUGGAACCUAUUUAAGACCUGCUCUAAUGAUACGGCUUGUCAAAACAAUUAUAAUUCAUGAAAAAUAUCGGAAUACAGGCCAUGAACAUGAUAUUGCUGUUCUGCAGUUGACUAAAAGUGUAGACUUUACAAGGGCUAUUCAUCGAAUUUGUCUCCCAGAUUCAAAUGAAAGGAUUCCAUAUAAUAUUGAUGCUGUGGUUACAGGAUGGGGAGCACUUAGUAAUGAGGGUGAAACCCCUAAUGUCCUCCAGGAAGCAACAGUAAAGCUCAUAGACACCAAAGUUUGUAAUAGAAGGGAAGUGUACAAUGGGGCAAUAAAACCUGGAAUGAUAUGUGCUGGAUAUCUUGAAGGAGGAAUUGAUUCCUGUCAGGGUGACUCCGGGGGUCCACUGAUGACAAUUGAUUCAAGACAAAUGUGGUAUCUUGUUGGCAUUGUGAGUUGGGGGGAUGAAUGUGGAAAACCAAAUAAGCCUGGUGUCUACACACGAGUAAUUUACUAUCGAGACUGGAUUACUAAAUAUACUGGGCUUUGA